Messenger RNA from Nomascus leucogenys (northern white-cheeked gibbon), 1414 nucleotides. The record is from RefSeq and is a predicted model, not a curated record. NCBI's taxonomy places the organism in Eukaryota, Metazoa, Chordata, Mammalia, Primates, Hylobatidae.
UGGCCCUGUAGCGUCGCUAGCCGUGCUCCCCAGUGUGCUUCCCGCCCCCUGCUGCGGCGCCUCCCGACUCACCUCCCCACCCCACCUGCCAGCUGCGGCUCUCCGCGGGAGAUCUCACCGUUCUGGAGACGGGGCUCGCUCGCUCUCAUUGUAGACUGGAAGAACGGGCUGUCUGGGCCUUAGGAAAGGCCCAUGCUGUAUAAGGCAUGGGGAAAGGAAAGGAAGAAAGGCAAGGAACAAGAAGGAAGGCUUCCAACUGCCGCUUCCUGCCGGCUGCAGGCCUCCCUUCCUAAGCUGAGCUGAGGCUUCCUCUCCAUGGGCUGGGGAGGGGGCGCCAGGAGGCCUCGGCGGGUCCGCAAUUGGCCUGGACGGCAGUUCUCACGAAAGGUCCUGGGCCGGCAUCAUCAGCCUCACCUGGGAACUGGUUAGAACUACAAAUUCCCUCGGCCCCACCCAGACCCACGUCAAGGGCAGCUGUGGAGUGGGGCGCGGCGAUGCGCGCGUUAACAGCCCUCCAGGUGCCCGGCCACCCCGCUUCUCCGCCGGGAGCCAUGAAUCUCAGUAGCGCCAGUAGCACGGAGGAAAAGGCAGUGACGACCGUGCUCUGGGGCUGCGAGCUCAGUCAAGAGAGGCGGACUUGGACCUUCAGACCCCAGCGGGAGGGGAAGCAGAGCUGCAGGCUCUUGCUUCAUUCGAUUUGCUUGGGGGAGAAAGCCAAAGAGGAGAUGCAUCGCGUGGAGAUCCUGCCCCCAGCAAACCAGGAGGACAAGAAGACGCAGCCGGUCACCAUUGCCUCGCUCCAGGCCUCAGUCCUCCCCAUGGUCACCAUGGUAGGAGUGCAGCUUUCUCCCCCAGUUACUUUCCAGCUCCGGGCUGGCUCAGGACCCGUGUUCCUCAGUGGCCAGGAACGUUAUGAAGCAUCAGACCUAACCUGGGAGGAGGAGGAGGAGGAAGAAGAAGGGGAGGAAGAGGAAGAGGAGGAGGAAGACGAUGAGGAUGAGGAUGCAGAUGUAUCUCUGGAGGAGGAAAGCCCCGUCAAACAAGUCAAAAGGCUGGUGCCCCAGAAGCAGACGAGCGUGGCUAAGAAAAAAAAGCUGGAAAAAGAACAAGAGGAAAUAAGAGCCAGCGUUAGAGACAAGAGCCCUGCGAAAAAGGCCAAAGCCACAGCCAGAGCCAAGAAGCCAGGAUUCAAGAAAUGAGGAGCCACGCCUUGGGGGGCACGGUACAAAGUGGGCCUUCCCUGGGCUGUGCUGUGGGCACAGGGUGCCCCUGUCCAGCCCCUCUAUCUGUGUCAGGAUGUGACAGGGGUGUUGUGGGGGCAACAUGAGAGCCCCUCACUCCCAACUCUCCGCUUUCGGGAGGCCCCCAGUGAAGAGCCCCACCUCGGGGUCACAAUAAAGUUGCCUGGUCAGGA